This is a messenger RNA of Archocentrus centrarchus (flier cichlid), 2692 nucleotides long. RefSeq names its product WD repeat domain 4 (gene wdr4). The coding region runs from base 71 to 1291 and encodes 406 amino acids. Gene Ontology annotation, cellular component: nucleus; tRNA methyltransferase complex; cytosol. The record is from RefSeq and is a predicted model, not a curated record. Lineage: Eukaryota; Metazoa; Chordata; Actinopteri; Cichliformes; Cichlidae. The transcript is spliced from 11 exons. Gene Ontology annotation, biological process: tRNA modification; RNA (guanine-N7)-methylation. Gene Ontology annotation, molecular function: protein binding.
AUUUCGUCCGCGACAAAACACGGCAGCGUCCCCUCGCACGCGUGGGUUCCCCGUCGCAUCGUGAGCAGUGAUGAGUGCUGUGGGUUUCUGCGGACCGUGGGUUAUUCUUACCUGCGACAAGAAGCUCUGCGCAGCACACAGAAAAGAGGCGGACAGAGAGCCGUUUGUGUUUGACUGCAGCACCGCUGAGAAGAAGCCGAAGAACAGGAAGGACGAGAGCAGCAGUGAUGGCGGCCCCUCAGAGGAAACAGGAAGUGACAAAGUCCUGGCCUUCGCCGUGUCUCCGUCUGGAAAGCUGCUGGCACUGACCGAUGACACCAAGAGACUAGUUCUGUUUAGCUGUGAGCCUUCGUGGCACUGUGUCAGCAUCAGGUGGGUGGUGAGGAGGUGCACGUCCCUGGUGUUCACCCAGGCCGAGGACGAGCUGCUGGUGGCUGACAAAUCAGGAGAUGUGUACUCUUUCUCGGUGGCCGAGCCACAGAAAGAAGGCGAGCUGAAGAUGGGCCACCUGUCCCUGCUGCUAGCUGUAACAACGUCGCUGGACGACAAGUACAUCAUCACAGCUGACCGUGAUGAGAAGAUCAGAGUGAGCCAUCUCAGGUCUCCACACAGCAUCCAGUCCUUCUGCCUGGGACAUUGUCAGUUUGUCAGUGCCCUGCAGAUCCCAUCAGGACAUCCACACUGGCUGCUGUCUGGAUCAGGGGACGGGACUUUGAAGCUGUGGGAGUACGAAUCUGGCUGUGAGCUGCAGAGUUGGGACCUCAGACAGCUUGGAGAGACAACGAGCUGUGAGGCCAACAAAGACGAGAAUCCAACGGUGUGCCGAAUCAGCAGCUCCACCGAUGGUCAGCUCGUAGCUGUGCAGUGUGAAAGGGUGUCCACAGUUCAGGUUUUCACUCUGGCUCAGGAGGAGAAACUUGUGCCACACAGCAGAAUCUCACUGCCCCACUGUCCCCUGGACGUGAACUUUGACCUGGAGGGACGACUGUGGGUGCUGAUGGACUCUAGUGACGCACCCCUUCAAAUCUACUCACUGACACAAGGCUGCUGGGAGGUUGCUGCUCAUGACCCUGACCUCAGCAGAGUGACUGAGGCUUUCAGGCCACACUGGGAGCCACUUGAAGCCUCCAUGAGGACCAAUAACCGCUUUGAGCAGCUGCACAAGGUGAGCUUCGACAACGUGGCCGUGUACCUCCAGAAGAAGCAGCAGAGGCUGGAGGAGCAGCAGCUGAAGAGGAGCGCGGCUCAGACAGCAAACGGCAACAAGAAGGCCAAGAAGGAGGCGGACUGAGCCACUGUUGGCCUGAAGAACAGUUACUGCCUUUGUUUGCUGCUGUCGCUGGAUCUCAGCUUCAUUUCUGCUCCUCUGAGGGAUCUUUAUGUUGAUUUUUACAUGUGGCAGAAACAUUGUCAUUAAAAUGUACCUUCUGUUUCCACCACCAGUGAAUGAAACGCGUUCUUUCCUCACACUCACUCUGGAUGCUUUGACUUCCUGUUUCUAUUUUGGCUCAGACGUAUGCUUGGAUGAGCCGUCUGAACAGACACGAGCUCAGUAGUUUACCUCAGGGGCUUUCCACAGCAGGCAGGACCAACUCAGCUUUGACCAUCAGCUCCUUAUGAGAAUGAAUGAAAUGGGGGGGGGGCUGAGGAUGAUGGGAAAAGCUGAAGCCUGGACUGCUGACAGUAGUUGUCACAGGCUCUGUGGAAAAACUGCAGCUGAUGAUUCAGCAGCUUUAGCAGCAAUAACAUGAAGUUAUCAUUUUCUGUAUGACUUCACAUCAUUGUGAGGGAGUCGGGCCGUUCUAGUUUCUGUUGCUUCAGCUCAUUGCAGUUUGUGGGCAUUCAUGUAUGCACAGCUCUCUGAAGGAGGGUUGAGGUCUGGACUUUGGGCCGUUGCCUCAUGUUUGACUCGAAUAGGCCCAACACCUGUGGAAACUUGUGUCCACCACUAAAAACAAAAUGCCAUCUGUAACUCAAAAUUUGGAGAAAUGAAGUUGAAAUUUCGAGUUAGCUCUUCCAAUCAGGAAGCUCCGUGACAGAGGUCAAGGCCAAUACAUGGUUUUGACCUUUGAAUGCCUCACCAGCCUCCAGCGCAGUGCUGACGGCCGACGUGUUUCUGCUGAUGUGCUGUGUUUGCUCUUCAGUUACAUGCAGAGGAUUGUACAGAAGGUCACAGCUGAAGCUUGCACAGUACAACACCUUCCUCUGCGGGAGGAAACUAAAGGUGUGGCAGCUAGUUUAAGUAACACUGUUCAAGCUGCUUUCAUAUUUACUUAAAUACAACAGUACUUGUAAAGGUAUGUGUAUUUGAGAAGAUCUGGAUAUUAUGGGCACAUAAAAUAAUUCGGUUAUGCAGAAUGGAUAUUACACAGAGUAAAACUCUGCAUAAUCAAACUGAGUCAUCUGCAGUCCAUGAAGCUUUUCUGGAGCCACAGUGGGUCAGCUGGGGUCUUUCUGGCUAGUGUGCAUGCAGUCUGAGGGCAAAGUGCUCUAUCAGGGUGAUCUGGUACUCUGAGCUCGUUAAGAUAAGAUGGGGCCUGAUUAUUAUUGCAAAGGUUAAAGAAAGCAGUUGUACAUAUUUGUUUAAUAUGCAUUUAAUGUCAUGAUCAAACAUGACUCCAAGAUUUCUCAGUGUUGCUGGAGGUCAAGGUAAUGUAUCCUGCAUAUACAGGUGCUGGUCAUAAAAUUAGAA